This is a messenger RNA of Strongylus vulgaris, 663 nucleotides long. The record is from the annotation of a GenBank genome assembly. NCBI's taxonomy places the organism in Eukaryota, Metazoa, Nematoda, Chromadorea, Rhabditida, Strongylidae.
AUGGUACUACACGGCGUCUUCCCUAUAAAGGAUGCCGCGUUUGUUUUGCGGUAUUACUGCGAGUUCUACUCGGACUUUGGUGAUAUUCUGAAGCAGUUGCUAUACAAAUGCCGCGAUCUCAAUUUUGUUGCUUGUGCGAAAGCAGUUACGAGGGCCCUUACAGAUGUUUAUGAAAGCAUCAGGAUGAACACUGGUCUUGAAUUUGUUGAUCCCCUCUCCGAUGCAUUCCAUCAACUGCGAGAUCUGGCUAAACGAUUCGCUGUAGCGUUCGGUAAUGACCAUUUGAAGAAUCGCGAAGCCGUAGCUGUGGUGCACAGGGACGGUAUUCAAUUUGCGUUGAUGGGUUAUGACCCUAAUCGCAGAGAAGGUGCAAAUAAGCCUAUCAACAUCACAUUCCUUGAGGUCAUCAUUGAGUUCAGCGCAAAGCUGAUUCGACAGGAUAAGGCUGCAGUUAUGCGUUACUUGGAAAAACACGGUCCCCCAGCACUACCCUCUUCGAAGGAUCCGACAUGGGAACCUUACUUGUUGUACAGGAACUCUUUAACAGAGAAACAUCCUGACGAUGUUUCCUCAGUCCGCAGCUUUUCCACCGCAUACACUGUACGAGGAAGAGGACGUGGCCGUGGUCGAGGACGACUCACUCCCACACCAUCAGAAGCUUAG